Molecule: messenger RNA, 1601 nt
Organism: Hydra vulgaris (swiftwater hydra)
Lineage: Eukaryota; Metazoa; Cnidaria; Hydrozoa; Anthoathecata; Hydridae
Product: caspase-3
Biological process (GO): positive regulation of neuron apoptotic process; proteolysis; apoptotic process
Cellular component (GO): cytoplasm
Source: RefSeq, a predicted model, not a curated record
UUGAGUUAUCGCUGCAACAACAUUUCGGUUUACUCGUAUACAUUUAAUUUAUUGGCGUUAAUGAUUUUGCAUUAAUAUACUAACUUUAAUGAAGAUCGUUAAUUGAAUAAAAUCAUCGGCGAUAGAGCUCAGUUGUUAAAACGUUGCUAAUUAGAUUACAGAUUAAUGUCAUUGCUUACAUCCGCGUUUUUAUUAUUUACUUUAAAUCCUUUCAACAUUUUACUGUUCAGAAGAAAACUUCAGUUCAAGAAAUGUCAGAGUGUAAAUCCUACGACAUAGUUGAUACCCCACUUCUUGAUACGAUACCUUUUGAUGUUGUUGAUACUCCUUUUUCUAAAAACAGUGAUAUCGUAUUUUUUGAUUCAAUUGACACUCAUCCGAUCGAUAUACUUAAUGCUGUACCUAAUGACAUCGUAUAUAAAUUUGUUGAAAAUAGUAGAUCUCCUUGUAAAAUUACUAAUGAUAGUGAAAGUCCUAAUUCUGAAUUUGUGGAUGGAGGUGUUAAUCAACAAGAUGUUGAUGGUUUUUUUAGUAAAUCUACGACCGUUACCUCGUCAUAUUCGUACACGCACACAACAAUGGAAGAGGAGCGAAAAGAUAACGAAGGCAUUGUUUUUAAGCACACAUCUUUUUCUCCUAAGCUUGUAACAAAAGAGCAAAAUACUAAAGUCAGUUAUGAUUCAGACUUUUAUUACGAUAUGUCGACAUUUCCUCGCGGAAAAAUGACUAUUUUAAAUGUUAAAUAUUUUAGAAGAGCGUCAGGUAUGGCUGAUUAUCCACGCCAUGGAACAGAUCGAGAUGCUGACAACUUGUGCGAACUUUUUGUAGAAUUAGGAUUUGUUGUUGAUAGAUAUGACAAUCCUACUCGGAAUGAUAUCUUAAGUAUAUUAAAAGCUGCUGCAAACGAAGACUACUCAAAAAUGAGCUGCUGCGCAGUUGCAAUUUUAACACAUGGCGAAGAAGGUAUUCUUUAUGGUACAGAUGCACAUGUCAAAAUUAAAGAUAUUACAAAACUAUUUCGCACUCGCAGUUUGGCUGGAAAACCAAAACUUUUUCUUUUUCAGGCCUGUCAAGGUUCAGAGUAUAUGAAUCCUAUUGAUUCAGUUGAUGGACCUGGAAAUCUUGCCAAUCAAAAAGAUGCGGCUUUGACACUCCCAUCAGAAUCUGAUUUUUUGUAUGCUUAUUCUACAGUGCCUGGAUAUUAUUCCUGGCGAAAUUCUACAAACGGAUCUUGGUUCAUGGAAUCUCUAUGUGGAGUUUUUCGUCAAUAUGCGCAUAAAAUGGAUGUACUUCGUAUGCUCACGCGCGCAAACGAAGUUCUUUCAAAGCGCAAAUCAAAUACUGCUGUUCGAGCAACUGAUAAUAAAACACAAAUAGCUUCUAUUGUGACACAGUUAAGAAAAGAUUUUUUUAUGAAUCCCCCAAAUGGACCUUUAGAAACAAAACCUCAUUUGCCGGGCAUAAAGCUUUAACUUUAUAUUUUUUAUUGUAUAAAUUGUGACAUUCAUAUUAAAGAACAUUAGACAGUAUGAAGGAAACAUUUUUAUAAUGCUUUUUUUGUGAUUUUUAAAAUUUUGAAAAAAAUAUACAUAUAUUAAUUA